This is a messenger RNA of Ceraceosorus guamensis, 1084 nucleotides long. RefSeq lists its product as hypothetical. Bases 142 to 1053 code for a protein of 303 amino acids. The record is from RefSeq and is a predicted model, not a curated record. The transcript has 2 exons. NCBI's taxonomy places the organism in Eukaryota, Fungi, Basidiomycota, Exobasidiomycetes, Ceraceosorales, Ceraceosoraceae. Gene Ontology annotation, molecular function: metallopeptidase activity.
UCCGUGUGCUUGCACUCUCCCUCCCUCCCUCUCUCUCUUUACAUCUCGUAAGUUGGCCGCUAUACGGUCGCCUCACCUGCCCGCCCGCCCGGCCAAUCUCCUCUGCCUCUCCUUUUACGCUUUCUUUUUCGACGCGGAAGAAUGUUUCGCCUUUUCCCACCCCUUGUCUCCAUGCUGCUGCUGCUGCUGGUGGUGGCCGCUAGUAGUGGCAUCGCAAAUGCGACGCCAUGGUGUGGAUCAGAGCGACCCUUGGCGCAGCUGCACCCUCGCGUAGAUGCGUCUGAGCACUUUACGCCUCGUCAUCACGCCCAUGCUCGCGCUCGAGGGCAAGGCGAAAAGCCGACGACGGUGGUGCCGAUCGCAUGGCACGUCGUGUACAACAAGAAAGCCGGCAAUGUUUCUAGCGCCACGAUUCAAAAGCAGGUGCGCAAGCUUGACGAUGUGUAUAGCAAGACGCUGGGCAUCAAGUUUGAGAUUGCCAACAUCACAAGGACCAGGAGCGAUUGGGCCCAGACGGCUUUGACGUUGAGCUACCUCAAGGACUCGGCUAGCAGACAGAUGAGGGAAGCCCUGCAUACGGGAGGGCCGGGAACCAUCAACGUCUACUCGCUCGAUUUUCCAGAUGCGCGCGGCAUCGAACUCAAAGGAUACUCUUCCUUUCCAGAAGACAUCAGCCGCUCUCCCAAGCUAGACGGUAUCAGUUUCGAUUACAAGACGAUGCCGGGCCAAAUUCGCAACGGGACGACGUCGAUCGGAAUGACGUUGGUGCACGAGAUGGGUCAUGCCUUCGGUCUGCAACACACCUUUGUUGGUGGCUGCGACGGCGAAGGAGAUGGCGUGGAGGAUACGCCGGCACAACAAUUUCCCACGGGCUACACCUCCGGCUGUCCCGUGGGUCAGGUGGAUAGUUGUCCCAACUUGCCGGGCAAGGACGAUGUCUCCAACAUUAUGAACUACGUGCCUCAGCAUUGCUACAGACCCUACGGUUUCACAAAGGGACAAAUAGCCAGGAUGAAGACGCUCUCUAGCGAAUACCGCGGCUUUACCUUUUAGUGUGCUGGCAUGGCCAAGGCAUGAUCAUUCU